AUGACUUUCGCUAUAUAUUUAGUUUUAUUUUCUCUUGUGUUGGGGUUAGUUGCAGUUGCUUCUAAUCCGUCCCCUUAUUUUGCUGCUUUGGGUUUGGUUGUGGUAGCUGGCAUGGGGUGUGGUAUAUUAGUUGGGCAUGGAGGGCCCUUUUUGUCACUAGUCCUGUUCUUAAUUUACUUAGGCGGGAUGUUAGUUGUAUUUGCAUAUUCAGCAGCGUUAGCUGCUGAGCCGUACCCAGAGAGCUGGGGUAGUUGGUCGGUAAUGGUCUACGGGGUUGUCUAUACAGGAGGAGUAUUAUUAGUUUCUGGAUUGUUUUGAGGGGGGUGGUAUGAAUCUUCUUGGGUCUUAGCAGAUGAGUUGGGGGAGUUUUCCGUAUUUCGAGGGGAUAUCGGAGGGGUAGCCUUAAUAUACUCUUCUGGGGGGUGGUUGUUAAUCACUAGUGCAUGGGUAUUGCUCUUAACUUUGUUUGUAGUCCUUGAGUUAACUCGGGGUAUGAGCCGAGGGGCGUUGCGAGCGGUUUAG
This is a messenger RNA of Hippoglossus stenolepis (Pacific halibut), 522 nucleotides long. Lineage: Eukaryota; Metazoa; Chordata; Actinopteri; Pleuronectiformes; Pleuronectidae. The record is from the annotation of a RefSeq genome assembly.